AUGGGAAAUCUUGCACUUUUAAAUGAGACGUUGGAUAGACAACAGGUACUAAGACAUGUCUCUUUUGCACUGGCAAAGCGUGUUUGUAGUUAGACACUUUUUUUUCUUUAAUUUCUUUCAUAGUUUGCCAAUACAUAAUACACACUUAGUAUUGACCGGAAAGCCCUAAACAGGAAACAACAUCCCUCACUGAAGGGCUACCUAAAUUCACAAUAAAUAAGAAAUAAAAAACAACUAAAAGAAAAAAUCAUAAAUACCUAGACAAGUGGCAAUCAUGUGCAAUAUUAAACUAGAAUAUAAUUAAACUAGUAAGAAAAAUAAAUUAAGAGAAUGUAGAAAUAUCCUUCAUUUGUAGAAAGGAUUUCAGGCAAUCCUUAAAAUUGUCUAAAGAUUCAGUUUUUCUUAAAUGUAGAGGCAGAGAGGUCCAUGACUUUACUAUUCUAAAGAAGUAAAAAAAUUUUAAAACAUUAGUUUUUAGUUUUACCCAAAUAAAUUAAAGUCAGCGCGGGUAGGAAGUCUUUACUUAUGCUUUAUUAUGCUGAAAUAUGAGGUCUUCAAACAUCUGUUAGAAGUUUCUUAGAAGAAUAUAAUUUAUUUUGAAGAGUUGACUCUUAAAGCUCCAGUUAUGGUAAUCACUGACGUUGUAGUAAUGAGCCGGAAUACAGCAUGCACUUGUGAGGGAUGAAUGCGCUAACCCCUGUAAAGCUAGCAUUACUGUAGGUUUGUGUGCAAGUUAUUUCUGCGUUAUGCUUCAUGUCUAGCAUUGGUUACUAUUUUCCAGGUCUUCUUCAUACAGUGCGGUGUUUACCUUAUCCUAGAGAAGUUGAAGAUCAUUACGUAUAGGAAUUUAUUCAAAAAAGUGUAAGUUAAUGUAGUUUUUCUGCAAGAGCCAACAGCCCCAAUCAACCUCCAUCAUCUUCUUUUUUAGUUAUUUCUUUGAUAGGGCGACAUUAUUCUAAGCGAGGAAAAUCGGUCGGAUUUAUAUUGUGGCUCUUGGUCAGUUUGUUGUUACUUUAUAUGUCGAAAUGAAACAGACUAUGGCAAAGGUCCUGGCUAUAAAUACAUGUAUUUCUCAAUUAUCUUUUAGAAAUUAAAUUAUAGAAGUAUUUACGCUAAUGAAAAGCGUUUCCAACUUAUUUUGUUUCAGGAGCCUUCUUUUAAAAACUCAUCAGUUACCCUUAGAUGCGUAUGUUGUUGCUCUUAAAGGAAUG
Messenger RNA from Porites evermanni, 1211 nucleotides. The record is from the annotation of a GenBank genome assembly. Lineage: Eukaryota; Metazoa; Cnidaria; Anthozoa; Scleractinia; Poritidae.